UUCUUAAUUUAAAUAAUUACUUCUUUUUUUUUGGUCAUGACGUCCAGGCUGUUAGGCUCUUGGGUCCUCCAGCAAGAUUUGAAGCAUCAAAGUUGGAAGUCUUGUUAAAAGGAGAAGAAGUUGAUACAUACUCCACUAUUGUGCCACGGACAUAUACCCUCUCCCAUUGUGAUUUUACUGCGAAUCUCACAUUAACCAUCUCAAAUAAUAUCCAAUACGAUCAGUUGAAAGGGUGGUAUAAUAAGGAUGAUGUGGUUGCUGAAUGGACAGAAGUGAAAGGCAAUUUGUUUCUUGAUGUCCACUGUUAUGUGAGUGGACCGAAUCCCUUACAAGAGCUGGCUGCGGAGUUCAGAUACCAUAUAUUCUCCAAGGAAUUGCCGCUGGUACUUGAGGCUGUGCUCUAUGGGGAUUCAGAUUUCUUCAAGGAGCAUGAAGAACUAAUGAAUGCGAUUGUUCGAGUCUAUUUCCAUUCUAGCUCGAAGAAGUACAAUCGUGUAGAAUGCUGGGGUCCUCUAAAAGAUGCUGCUAAGGGAAGACAAGGGGAUCAUAUCAACAGUUUGUUAUCGACAAGCAAGGAAGAUUUUCACCCGCCAAAAAUCCUAAGUGCAAAAUCAAUAUUUCAAGCUCUUUUCACCUUCCUUCUCUAAGGUGAGAGACUGCAAAAGGGUUGAUGGAUUUUGGAAGGAUCUCUGUUGAAACAGUACAUUUUAAAGUCAUGGGAUCCUACAUUCCAAUGACUUGUAAAGACAAGAAUUGUUUGCAAGGUCAUUUUGAUUCUUUUGUAUGUAUUGCAUUCUUUCGAAUGAGCUCUUGACUCACAAUUCUUGUAAAACCACAUGACUGUUUUCUCUCUUACAUAUCGAUCAGUACUUGUUCCAUCUAUUGUGUCUGAAUAUAGGUUGCCCCUUUUCACCCUA
Nicotiana attenuata is the source of this 917-nucleotide messenger RNA. Its product is annotated as protein STAY-GREEN LIKE, chloroplastic-like. NCBI's taxonomy places the organism in Eukaryota, Viridiplantae, Streptophyta, Magnoliopsida, Solanales, Solanaceae. The annotation marks the transcript as partial. The record is from RefSeq and is a predicted model, not a curated record. The transcript has 4 exons.